AUGGGCAGCCUCGCAGUUGGGCGGGAGUCUCAAGGCGCUAGUUCCGCGGCCGCCUUCGUGGUGCCGGAGAGCCAGCAAAAUGUGCCACACGUGCCUGCGAAUGGCAUUGGUGCCCUUGACGCCCUGCUGGACCUCGAUGACAUGUCGGCCGACCGCAGCUUGUCCAUGCCCCUGUCUCCUUUGGAGCCAGAAGCUGGUCCGGGAGGGUGUCCGGCAUGGUGUUCUAGCUGUCCACCAACCCCGUUCGCUGGGGCAGCGACACCGACUCUGCCAGAUCACCAUGCUCGCCAGCGCCUAGAUCAGCUAGACAAUGAACCCCUUGUUGAACCAUGGACGUACGUUCCCCAGACACCUCUGUCGAUAGACAACAGGAGCCCGCGAGAUUUUGCUUUCCACCUUCCCUUCAGGUUUUUCUCAACAAACAUAACGCACGACCAAAACAACAACAUUGGCACUUUCCUCGACGACUGUCCAUAUUUCCAUAGCGGCAACAGCGAGCGCCAUCAUCAGCCCGACCUGGGCUUAGACAACUUCGGUCCAUUUCACGUCGACGUCAAUCUUCCAAGGAGUCCUGUCUACCGCUCAUUCUACCUUUCUCCCCCAGCUUCGACAAAAAGUCUCGCUUCCGAACCUUGCGCAUUUCACCAUUAUUUCGAUAAUUUCAGAAGCACCUUCUCGAGCAUCCAACACGGUCCCAUAAUGCCUGACCCUACAGAUGUGGCUUCGGCUGAUGGGGCCGCGCCCUCUGGCCGGUCUAACUAUGCUGCCAAAACCAUCGCUCAACAGUGGCCACGCCGGCCGCAUUCGGCUCACAGCGAGCAGAUGGCCCGACUUCCCAGUCCCUUCUUCUCUCUGUGGACAAAACUACAUCAUCAUCAGCACAUGGAACAUAACGGCAAGUCGCAGCAGCCGCUCGAGGAUGCAGGACAUGGUUUCGCAGACACCAAGCCGACGACACACAAGCGAUUUACCCAUUCCAGAUCUAGCAGCAUUGGGACACGACAAAGUCAGGCCAAUGCGGUUCCACAGAUGACCCGGGAAGAGUUUGAGGCUCUGCCAUUGGCAAUACAGCGCAAGUACUUCUCAACCCUCGAAAGGUUGCGCUUUGCUCGGGAGUCUUACCUCAUCGACGGCAUCACACGACACUACGACGAGAUAUCCAACUACAAACGCCAAAAGGGCCACAAACAGCAAAGUCGCUCGGAGCAAAUCGUCAGUCGUGACGGGCGGGGACCAUUAGGAGGGGAAUCGAGCCUGCCAUCUCCUGUUCUCGAAAUACCAGAGGCAUCUGUCGACAACAUGCGCCAACAAGAGUUAACCCGCGAAGAGCAGCUUGCUCUUGCAAGGCGUCUCCGUGCUAGCGUCAUUCUGGACGCAGCAGACGAGGCUAUAUACAAGAUGAACAGGAGGAACAAUGGCCACCCAAACGUGAAGAGGGAGGGCCUCAUGCCGUCGCAUAUGUCUCAGCAAAACACUUUGGAGGCUCGAGAAGGCGUCAAGAACCGUUCUGAGCAACCCAUCAGUGAAGAGCUACCUCAGUCGUUUUAUGAAAGCUUCCGAUGGCUCGACGAAGAAGACGAUCUGGACUUGCGUCUUUUCCUGGACGAUUACCAUGCCAAUUUGAGGGACGGCCUUCCAUCACCAAAACAACAACGACCAUCUUUCCGCAGGCAAAUGUCUGUAUCCAAGCUUCCAUUCGGCAUGCCAUCCACGCCUACCCUCACCAGCAGACCAGGAAGCCACAAUGCCCUAGCAACUGGGUCGUCAGCGCCUACCUCGGCAGGUAGUGUCGCUAACUCGGAUGGACGCACACACCGGAAGUCGCGCACUCUGUCGCUCAUCACACCAAAGCACAGCCCCCAGGAUUCAAUAUUUGACCCAUCUGCAGCUCACUAUCAAGAUCCUGAGGCUCGAUUGAAGUUGCGCGUUUAUCUUGCCUCUCCUCAGAAAUUCGAUGAGGCUAUCGAGUUUGGCUUCCCCUCUACGGACGCGCUUGGCGCAGGGUCUAUGGUCCAUACCGAGUUCAUGGAAAUGCCCCUCGGCCCUGCCCGCAAGAAGAUUCAGUCGACGCCAAAAGAAGAAGAUACGUGGGCCAUGGGUACAUUUUUGGCUGAUGACGACGACGAGCAUGUCUCUCUCAACAGCGAUCAGCCAUCACUUGCGGAUCCCGAGUCGCCCAAAACACCCCAAGCAUUCGAGACCAGAUCCCACCCUCAACGUGCUACUUCGAGUGAUCCAACAUUUCUGAGAGACGGAUAUGGCAUGUUUUCGGAGGGAGCUGGGGGGUAUGCUCAGGUGCCCGCAAACUCCCGCGAAAUGACACUGCGCAUGACUCUGACACGUCCCGAUUUGCGGGCGCACGAGAACGAGAUCUACGGAUGGCAGCAAGGGAAGCCCUUGUACCGGAAUACCCGCAAGUCGAUGUCUUUGGGCGGAUUUGAAAACAAGAGCAUGUUUUACGGGGAGCCAAUACUCAAUGAAAGCUUGGAGAACCAGGCAAGCAUCACCUCGGAGAGGGGGGUCAUGAAGCGAAUCUGGAAGCGGGUUCGACGGACGUAA
This is a messenger RNA of Neurospora crassa OR74A, 2559 nucleotides long. RefSeq lists its product as hypothetical. The coding region runs from base 1 to 2559 and encodes 852 amino acids. Lineage: Eukaryota; Fungi; Ascomycota; Sordariomycetes; Sordariales; Sordariaceae. The record is from RefSeq and is a predicted model, not a curated record. The transcript is spliced from 2 exons.